This is a messenger RNA of Bolinopsis microptera, 2750 nucleotides long. RefSeq lists its product as uncharacterized. The transcript is spliced from 11 exons. Lineage: Eukaryota; Metazoa; Ctenophora; Tentaculata; Lobata; Bolinopsidae. The coding region runs from base 134 to 1678 and encodes 514 amino acids. The record is from RefSeq and is a predicted model, not a curated record.
AGUUUGAUGGGUUAAGCUACGACGGGAGAGCUAAGAACGAGUCAAGCAUCGCAGUUAAAUGGCGAUAUUGUUACGGACGUGCAGUCGGGCUGUGUGGUUUACCUCAAGUAAACGAGCUAACCAUUAGCUAACGAUGAACCUGUUCCCAGCAGCAGUCACGAUGGCACACAACGCCGCUCUUAGCAACGUACAGGGUCUGCUCUCCUCCAUGGCAGGGGGCGUCAACAGCCCUCUCAAACAAGACGUAGGUGCAACCGGGUACACCAAAAACGGGGACUUCAUCUACAUAAAACACGAGGACGGUCAGCACGUACUGCUACCCACAGCGCUCGCGCAGCAACUCACUCAGUACACCCCCGCGGGGAUACUGCCGUCCAGCGCACUGAUGAAGAAGGCACGCAAGCGAGCCCCCAACUGGAGUAAUGAGGAACAGGCUUGUUUGGUAAGUAUCUGGUCGGCCCCGGACAUGCAGGAGAAGUUCAAGAAAGCCACCCGGAAGUGGCCCCUGUGGGAGGAGAUGGGUAAGAUGCUGGAAAGAGCCGGUUUCUACGGUCGAGACGCCAAGCAGUGCGAGGCGCUGAUGCACAGGCUGAAGAGCACAUACUACCGAUGUGUGAACCACAACAGACAGCCCGGAAAUGAGCCACAAUACUGUGCUUUCUACAACGAGAUUGAUGCUGUGCUCAGUCAGAAGGACGCUUGCAAGAGCUACGUGGAAAGUGACGAAGAAUCACGUGUCAGCGACGGGGACCUGGUAUUAGAGGGAGAACGGGGGGACUCAGACGAGGAGAAAAACAACAGUAACAACACCAACAACACCAACAACAACACUGUUAACAGCAGCAGUAAUGUCAACCAGGACCACCUGAAACAGUUCGUGGAACAGUUGGCAGAGUCCCAACUUCAGAACCAGCUCAAGGCUUCCUAUCCUGCCUCUUUGCUGCCGAUGACCAGUCUGGCAGACAACAAGCUAGGAGCAGUAGACUACGCCUCCUUAAUGAAGCUCCUCAAAGCUGACACGAUGACGUCUACUCCUUCCAAAACCUCUCCUAAAAUGGCGGAUAGCACCACCAUGGGGUCACCAGGCUGCAAGACGACGGUGCCCUCCUCUCUGAUGUCCACCAUGGCUAGUCCUCCAAUGAGCAUGCCCAGGACACCCCAGAACAAUAAGAGACCGCGUCCUGCCUCUCCUAGUCUCAUCAACUUCUCUACUGAAGAGUACUUGCAGAAUAUCCUGACGCAGUCUCAACUCCACGCACUGAGUGUCCCGGGAAAACUGCCGGGUCCUUACAACUCACUCCAGGACCUCAAGCUGUUGAACAGGACCACGACCACAGCUAGCAACGUCACCAACUCUCUUCACUCCACCACUGUGGGGGUGUCUAACCACGACCUUGAUAGAGUGUGCUCCACCAUCACUGAUAAAUUGCUGGAGUAUUUUCAAGCGCGAGACCAAGCGUUCCUGUCCCUGAACGAAAAGAGAAUCCGAUUGGAGGAGGAAAGGGAGAGAAAGAGAGUGGAGAGGGAAGCUGAAAUAGAGCUGAAGAGACAUCAUCUCAUUGUGAAGGUCUGCGAGCUGAUUACCAACAAAUGUAACAAUCCUGUUUCCAUGGUUACCUCACCCUCCCCUGUACCGUCUCCCUUGGUAACCCCUGAGUCCAACAUCAAAGAGAGCUGAACAGUGAGCCCUUCAACUCGACCACAAGAUAAGAUCUUGAUAAUAUCCCCCGAGACUGCUCGAAUAUUCCAGUGGAACUUGAGGACAUCAUCAUCCGCGACUGGAUGCAUCGAAACACCAGGAUUAUUAUCGUGAAACAGUGAUAAAAGAACGGUUGCUUAACCCGCUCUGUCUGGGAAAGCAAACUUUAUCAAUUAUCAGAAAACAAUUCAUCCAUUCUCAUUCGGAUAUGAGAUAAACACUGAUUGAUGAGAAAGUAAUUUAUUUGCUGUGAAUAUGAACAAUUUUAUAAUCUCUGUACUACGGAGAGCAUCAAGCUGUUAAGAAGAAAUGUAUUUAACCUUAAACUUAAGAACACCGUGGUCAAUGUUAUUGUUAAUCAUCUGAGACCACUUUCAAUUGAUUUGUCUGUUUCUGUAUAGCUGAUCAUUUGAAUUCUUGUCUCCUUAAAACUAACAUCGUCCAAUUUUCCAGCUUACUUGUGCACAAAAAGUGUAACUUUUAGCAGGUAAUUAUAAGUUAGUUUUACUUUAAGCUAGCGCGAGCCAAAAUCUGUUACAAACUCCAUUCUCUCUGACUUGACGAACUACGUCAUUAUUUUCACAACUAUUUAUUAAAUAACCUAUAUUUGACGCUGUUUCUCUUUAAAUUAUUUGAAACUUACUGUGUGAAGCAGUCCUUAGAGUUAGAUCCACCAAUGUCACGGUGGCACGAUAUUUUGCUGUAUUUUUACUGCUGUGAUACCGCGCUACAAGUAUGUAUGAUUAAGUAUUCAGUUUGAUUUAUGUAAUUUUGGCUGUGUUUCUAUUUCAAUUACCAAUUUGCUAUUAUUAAUAUUAUUCAUCAAGAUUUAGGUUGUGAAUAAAUGGAAUUUGUUUAAUUUAGUUUAUUAAUGUCACUCAUCAUCAAUACAGCAGCAAUUUAUCAAUGCAAACUUCUCUAUUCUCUACUAAGAAAUUGCAUCACAUCUCAUUUCACCAGAUUAACGGGUAUAAUUUAAUUUAUUUGAAGCUCAACAUAUGUACAGGGUGUUUCAAAAGUCAUAAUGUAUAGUACAUAAUGUAUAGUACAU